AUGAAUGAGUUAUCACUAUUAAAUUUAGAAUUAAGUGAUGAGGAAAUAGCUCAGUUUGUUUCAGGAGAAAGAGAAGGAAUAAAAAUGAUAAAAUUAAAAUUAUUUCAUGAUAUGAUAAUAGAAAAAUCAUUAUCAGAAAUACCAUUCCAAAAGUUUUUCGAAUGCUAUUCAGAUUUAAAUAAACACUUGGAUACAAAAUCAUUUUUAUCAUAUAUUUAUUCAAAUGUUUUCCCAACUCUAUCAGAAAGAAUAAAAAGCGAUUUUCAAUUAAUAUGCAAAGAAAGACAGAUUUCAAUAAAAUUAAGCGAAUUAGAACAGUUACAUAGAGAGCAGCCACUUUUGCAAAAUGGUAAAAGGGCACCACCAUUUUGUGUGGUAAAUCCAGAGGAACAAAUUAAAACACAAAUUUCGGAAUUAAAGCUUCAAGAAAAAGGAAGAUUAUUAUCAAUUUAUCAAAAUUUAUUAAAUGAAAACAAUAAAUCAAAAAAACAGGUUGAAGAUUUAGAAAAACAAAAAAAUUUAUUAAUUCAAAAAAUCAAUUCGAAAAUAGAUAAUGUUUCAAAAUUAGUAGAACUUUCAGUCUCGUUGGAUACAUAG
Messenger RNA from Dictyostelium purpureum, 597 nucleotides. RefSeq lists its product as uncharacterized. NCBI's taxonomy places the organism in Eukaryota, Evosea, Eumycetozoa, Dictyosteliales, Dictyosteliaceae. Gene Ontology annotation, biological process: chromosome segregation. The transcript has 3 exons. The coding region runs from base 1 to 597 and encodes 198 amino acids. Gene Ontology annotation, cellular component: MIS12/MIND type complex. The record is from RefSeq and is a predicted model, not a curated record.